Austrofundulus limnaeus is the source of this 2215-nucleotide messenger RNA. RefSeq names its product serine/threonine-protein kinase D1. Gene Ontology annotation, molecular function: ATP binding; protein serine/threonine kinase activity. Gene Ontology annotation, cellular component: cytosol. The record is from RefSeq and is a predicted model, not a curated record. Gene Ontology annotation, biological process: phospholipase C-activating G protein-coupled receptor signaling pathway; intracellular signal transduction; protein phosphorylation. Lineage: Eukaryota; Metazoa; Chordata; Actinopteri; Cyprinodontiformes; Rivulidae.
AUCCCAGAGUGUGGGUUCUACGGGAUGCAGGAGAAGAUCCUCCUGUUCCGUCACGACCAGACGUCGGACAACCUGCUGCAGCUGCUGCGCUCCGCCUCCCACAUCCAGGAGGGAGACCUGGUGGAGGCCAUCCUGUCAGCUUCAGCCACGAUGGAGGACUUCCAGAUCCGACCCCACAGCCUGUUCGUCCACUCGUACCGAGCGCCCACCUUCUGRGACCACUGUGGAGAGAUGCUGUGGGGGCUGGUUCGACAGGGACURAAAUGUGAAGGCUGUGGGCUGAAUUAUCACAAACGCUGCGCCUUUAAAAUCCCCAACAACUGCAGCGGGGUGAGACGGAGACGGCUGUCCAACGUGUCCCUGACAGGAGGAAUGGUCAGCAUCGGYCGGCCGCUCUCUGCAGAACCUUCUCCUCCACACUACACCGACGAGGCUCUGCUGGUCAGUACAGAACCUUCUGGACUCAGACAAGGUGAACCUGUCUGCAGCCUAACUUCAGUUUCUUCUGUCCUGUUCCAACAGUCACCUGUCAGCCCCAACAUGGAGGUAAGUCUGAACACCAGAACCCACCAAAACACACCAGAACCCACCAGAACCCACCAGAAACCACCAAAACCCACCCUCUGUGCUUCGUCCUGCAGCCCCUCCACCAGUAACAACAUCCCCCUGAUGAGGGUGGUCCAGUCAGUCAAACACGCUAAGAGGAAGAGCAGCAACGUGAUGAAGGAAGGCUGGAUGGUCCACUACACCAGCAAAGACACUCUGAGGAAACGGCACUACUGGAGGCUGGACAGUAAAUGCAUCACGCUGUUCCAGAGUGACACAGGCAGUAAAUACUACAGGGAAAUCCCCCUGUCAGAGAUCCUGACCCUGGAGCCGGCUCAGAACUUCUCUCUGCUCCCUGAAGGAGCUAACCCUCACUGCUUCCAGAUCAGCACAGCUUCACUGGUUUACUUUGUGGGAGAGAACCUGGUGCGAGGAGACACGUCUGUGUCGGGCAGCACCAUCCUGAAGAAGUUUCAAUUAGUAUUUCUGUCUCCAACUGCCAGAUCCAGGAGAAUGUGGAUAUUAACUCCGUGUACCAGAUCUUCCCAGAUGAGGUUCUGGGUUCGGGACAGUUUGGGAUUGUUUAUGGAGGUAAACACAGGAAGUCCGGUCGAGAUGUCGCCAUCAAGAUCAUCGAUAAACUUCGUUUUCCCACCAAACAGGAGAGUCAGCUGCGUAACGAGGUGGCCAUCCUGCAGAGCCUGCACCACCCGGGGGUGGUGAACCUGGAGUGCAUGUUCGAGACCCCGGAGCGGGUCUUCGUGGUGAUGGAGAAGCUCCACGGAGACAUGCUGGAGAUGAUCCUGUCCAGUGAGAAGGGCCGGCUGCCCGAGAGGAUCACAAAGUUCCUCGUCACUCAGGUCCUCUUUCACUUCCUGUGGCCUGAUGUGGCCCCGGAGCCGCAGGUUGCAGAGCCCUGGUGUGGUGAAGAAAGUGCAGUUAACUGUUUAUCUGUCUGGCUGCAGGUGAAGCUUUGUGACUUUGGAUUUGCUCGGAUAAUYGGUGAGAAGUCGUUCCGGCGCUCGGUGGUGGGCACGCCGGCGUACCUGGCUCCGGAGGUCCUGAGGAACAAAGGUUACAACCGGUCCCUGGACAUGUGGUCCGUCGGAGUCAUCAUCUACGUCAGCCUCAGUGGGACGUUCCCGUUCAAUGAGGACGAAGAUAUCAACGAUCAGAUCCAGAACGCAGCCUUCAUGUACCCCCCCCACCCCUGGAAGAAGGUCUCUCAGGAAGCGAUUGACCUGAUCAACAACCUGCUGCAGGUGAAGAUGAGGAAGAGGUACAGCGUGGAUAAGACCCUCAGUCACCCCUGGUUACAGGACUACCAGAUGUGGCUGGACCUGAGGACGCUGGAGACUCGGAUGGACGAGCGCUACAUCACCCACGAGAGCGACGACCUGCGCUGGCUUCACCACGCCCAGCUCAGCGGCCUGGACUACCCCACCAACCUGCUGAACGGCUCCCGCAACCUGAUGGAACCAGGGCUGGACCACUACAGAGACAAUGAGGAGGAGCUGCAGACCCUCAGUGAGAGGGUCAGCGAGCUCUGAGGGGGUCUGAGGUGGUCUGAGCUGGUCCAACAACAAUGUGAAAAGUGUUGAGUUAAAUACUAUGGUGCAGUAUGUGGGCCAAAGCUAAGACUAUUGUUCAACCAGCAGUUACAUCCUUG